CUGCCCACCCAGCAGCCCCUGAGCCCACGGGUGUUGAAGGUCACACCAGGGGAGCGCUGAGUACUGCCAACACUUUGGCUUUUAUUCUCCAGGCUUGGCUGUAGCUGCAUCCCUGUGGCUCUCCACUCCCUCUCCCCCUCCAUCUUGUCAGCCGUUCUCUUUCGGCGGCACUUAAUCUUCUCAUCGUUCUCCUUCUCCCUGCUGUGCGCUGCUGCUUUUGUUCCUCCACUCUCAGAAGGAAUCUGACCUUUGCUUUAUUUCACUCCUGGCUUUUACUAACUGGGCACCAGCUUUAUUUCCCUACCUCUGCCUCCCUACCCCUACUCUUUAUGCGUAAAUUCAGCAUCUGCAGAGAGCCUACGCGAAGCCUCCUGCAUUCAGCCGCAUCCCUAAGCACGCAGCCCAGGAGAUGCUCAAGGGCGUGGAGGUGCAGGUUUGGAAAGGGAUGAACACACACCAUCGUACCCACAGCAAAGCAGGGCUGUUACGAAACUCCCGUUCAUGCUUUCCCAUCCCUUACGCGGCUCACUGGCAGAACAGCGUUUCUGUGCAUAACAAAGCAGGGUCAGCAAAUUAAAUAUAAAUUAAAUAUAAAUAACUGGCAGAUAAGCAGCUGCGCUCCGAAGGUGGAUAGUCAGUAUGUCUGUCUCCCAGGACUGCAGUCGCCGGCAGAUCCAUAGCAAUCCUGUCGCAAGAAGAGAAAGGAAGGGUGACCCGUCGUUUCCUGCCUCACGCCUGCUGGGAAUUUGAGUCCCUUGUCAGAGCUCGUCACCACGUCCCCCGUGCCAGCCUCGGGGCACGCCAUGCUCUGCUUCACCGACUGAAUUUAAACCUCUUACGUGCUGCUCAGUUGGAGGGUUUCAUAUUAAGUGUCCAAAAUCAGGGCUCAGGUGUUUUGUAGAAACUGGAAUUUUUACCUCAAACCAAAACAUGUGUUUCAGUAAGACACAGUGGAGCAAAGUGAUACAUGCCAGGUGUGGGAAACUGGGGAAAAAACCAAAGGAGAACAAGCUUCACACAGGAAGAAGCAUCUUUGCCUGAUUAUGUGUUCACAGUUAAUAUUCCCAAAUGGAGCAGACUGGAGCCCCAUCCUGCCAACAAUCAUCUUUUGCUGAAUCCCAUUUAAAGUCUCCAGCAGCCAUACAGAAUUAGUCCCAGCACCGUGACUUUUCCAUCAUGUCAGAACCUAUCACGCUCAAUGUUGGAGGAAAACUCUAUACCACCUCUCUGUCCACUCUGACUAGCUUUCCAGACUCCAUGCUGGGGGCCAUGUUUAGUGGGAAGAUCCCAACCAAGAAGGACAGCCAAGGCAACUGCUUUAUUGACAGAGAUGGCAAAAUCUUCCGCUAUAUCCUGAACUUUUUACGAACUUCUCACUUGGACCUCCCGGAAGAUUUUCAGGAAAUGGGCUUACUGCGACGGGAAGUCGAUUUUUAUCAAAUUCAGCCCCUGAUUGAGGCCUUGCAGGAGAAGGAGGUAGAGCUUUCUAAAGCAGAGAAAAAUGCCAUGCUCAACAUCACCCUCGAUCAGAAGACCCAGACCGUUCACUUCACUGUCCGAGAAGCACCCCAGAUUUACAGCCUGUCUUCCUCCAACAUGGAAGUGUUCAGUGCUCAUAUCUUCUCCACAUCAUGCCUGUUCUUGAAGCUUCUUGGUUCCAAACUCUACUACUGUUUCAAUGGAAACCUUUCCUCAAUAUCCAGUUACCUGCAGGACCCCAACCACUUGACCUUAGAUUGGGUUGCGAGUGUGGAAGGCCUUCCUGAAGAGGAGUACACCAGGCAGAACUUGAAGAGACUCUGGGUGGUUCCAGACAAUAAGCAAAUCAAUAGUUUCCAGGUGUUUGUGGAAGAAGUGCUGAAAAUAGCCAUGAGUGAUGGUUUCUGCAUAGAUUCUGCUCAUCCACAUACUUCAGAUUUCAUGAAUAAUAAGAUUAUUCGCCUAAUUCGGUACAAGUAGGAAUGGCUGUUUGUUGUGGUGCCAGCAUGGAGAUAACACAGGUUAAGUGUUUCCCUUUAAAACACACUUACAGCCUAAUUCAGAAUCAUGCUUAUCUGGAUUAAGAGUCACUAACAAGGAGAUGAUUUUCCUUUAAUGUACUUACCAAUACGACCUUUCAGAAUGUGUCUAUAUUCCAGACAGAAGCAAUAUUGACUAGCAUCCUGAAUUAAGGACUGGCACUGUCUCUGCCUCUGCCUCUGACCUGCUGUACAAUUCUGGGGAAAAUCACUUAACUUCUGUACUCUCUACAUUUUCCAUUUGGAAAAUGGGUGAUCCUUAACCUGCAUUGCCAGGGGAUCCGAGGGUUCAGUAACCAUGGUUUGGAUGUAUCUGGAGAACGGAUGCAGUGAAAGGUACCAUGGAGCUGCAGUGCAGCAGACAGCCCUAGAAGCACAUUUGCCAUGUCUUGCUGUAUCACCUGUGCAGAGCAUUCAGGAAGCUUGUUUGGAUCCAUGGAGAAGAAGCCUUCCCACAUGUACUCAAUACAGCUGUAAAGGAUGGUGCAAGUUGCAAAUGAGUAAGGGAUCCCAUCUCUUUGCGUUCAACAAAGGAUUUCUGUCACCCUGUGAAGCUGACUUGGGUUUUUUCCUGAACCCUGUGAGGAAGCCCCUGCUUUAGUGUGCUUUCAGGGAAGCUGUGAUGGAAUAAUGUGACUGGCAAGGAAGCCAUAGAAGAGACAAUAGCGUUAUUAUAAACCAAGAUUAAACCUUUACUUUUACAUUCCAAAGACAUCCAAGACAACUAGUCCUUUUCUUUCUCUUACAAUGUUAAUAUUUAUCUGGAGGAUGCUGCUGAAACUUUCUAAGGUGAAGACAGAUUUUGAGGCUGAGGCUCCCAAAUGUCUUCGAGACAUUUGAGCCUCUUUUGGGCAUAACUCCCUUCAGCAGUACCUGGAAUGCAUGGGAAUACAUAGGAUGGAAUUUCAUUUGAAAAGACAACAUUCUCACCAGGUUAUACCUAACAUUUUUCAUCGCAAAAGCAGAGGGUCAUUUUUCCUACCCUGGUUCACUAAGCCUUUUUUUUUGUUUUUUCUUUUUUUGUUUUUCUUUGUGAAAUGGUCAGGUCACUUAAAGAAUUUUACCUGCUUGCUUGGCUUCAGUGUCAGCUUGCCAGAGGGAAGGCAGUGGGAAACCAGAGGUCAAACUCUUCCCUACACACCUGGUCUGUGCUGUAAUUAAGAUCGUAACUCACUAGCUGCAUGUUGUCUCUAAAUAUCAUUUGUGCCACGUUCAGGAUGGUUCUUUCUCAGUAAAUUGUGUUUAAAACUAUCUUAACUGUAUUUCCCUAACCAGAUUGCUGUGAGUGCAUGAGAGGCCCUCUGGAACAUUUUCAGGUAUCUUUCAUGGGAGAGAAGGGCAAAUGCAAUAACUAAGUUUUGCAUUUAGUGUUUUAGUGCUUCUAAAGGUUUCUAGCAUAGGGCUGCAAAGCUCAGUACUCUGUAUGUUCUUGUUUCCUAAAGUAACUACUCUGUUGUUACACUAAGCUGACCUGUGAACAAGCAUAAAGAAGCUUUUCUUUUUUUCUUGUAAAAAAAACAGUGUGAUCAAUAUAUUUCUACUGUCCCAAGCUGUGACUGCAUGAACAACACAAAUCAGCAUGCUGAUGGGUAAAAUGCUCAUUCUGCAGUUGUUACAAACCACUACCCUUUGUCUGACUUGGUGCUAAACCAGCAUAUACAUGGGACCAUGUUGUCAGAAGGCACUGAUUGGGCUUGAAGCCCUCAGAACCACUAAACGUGGCAAAUUUUGUGUAUUUUGAGGAUUGUAAACAGGAUUUUGUGACCAAAUUCCAGUUUGAGUCACCAUGUUCCUCUAUAUUUAGUCUCAUUAGGAAGAACUUUUUUUUUUUUUCCAUCCCAGUCCUGAAUUACAAAGUACAAGUUAGCCAGUCAGCUGGACACUGACAGAGGUGAUUGGUGCUGGUAAUAUGAUCUGUUAAAAGAACCCUCUCAUCAAAUCUGUGACUUGAAACAGAUAUGCUGUUGCUGAAUUUAUGAUAACAGAGAUUUUAGGGAUUCUUGACAGUAUUUCUUUUUAACCCAGACCCUUGAGAGUAGAGUAGUUAAAUGACCUGUAACCGGAGCUUUUGUAUGUCAUGACUAAAAUAAUACUCACCGGUAGGAAUUUGUUUCCUAUCAGCUUGAGUUUAUCCAAAGGCAAGAGCAGUGGGCUUAGAACUCAUUUGAAAUGGUGGAGGGGGAAAGUCUGACCUACACCCUUUAGAGCUGUGGAUCAGUACUGCCCCAUUCUGUUUCAGUAAAAUGAAAUAUUCCAUGGGAGAGUUGAAUCAUUACUGCAUUUUUUUUUUUUGUUGAAAAGCAAGUAAGAGGAGUCUAUAAAAUGAGAGAACUGGACUCAGAUCUUCAUCUUCACCUGGAGUGCUUUAACCCAUCAGUAUGUUAUGCAAAAUAUGAACACAUUUAUUUGUGUUCAUGCAGCCAAGUCAGUAAAAGGUACAGCUGGCCCCAGAUCUCUGUCAUUUAUUAAUAGACAGUGAGAUGCAAAGUAUCUCUCUUUUAUAUAUGUAUAUAGAUGCAAAAUUUCCAACCAGUAUAAAGACAUGAGUGAAGCCAUGCUUUGGGAGGAACAGCAAAACUUGAGGUACCUCAAACUUGCUAAGCACAAUAAAUAUGUAAAAAAAAGUAUGAGGUACUAUUUAUACUGGAAAUGGGCGGUAAGUGAAUCACUUGUGAUUGCAGUCAAACAUAUGUUCUACAAAUGCAGCUGCUAUUUCAGACUCUACACUAAGCUUAAUUUAUAGCUGCUCCCAAAUUCUGCAGUCUGUGAGUUACGAUAUAAUGACUGUUUAUAGGAAUGUUCUCUCUCCAGAGCAUUUGUUUGCAUUUUAUCUGAAUAGCUGUUUUUUGUUUACCUUCUUUUUCUGAGCCCUGGAGGUGUAACUUGCUCUUGUUUACCAGUCAACAGCACUGAAAAUGAUUCUUCUCAAGAGUUUUCCUGAAUUAAAGAGAAGCAAAUGUGCACAAAUCCUAAGUACAGCACAACCCCAUCACUAGUCAUGGAAAGCAUUUGGCAUUUAUUAGCAAUACCAUCUAAAAAUUAUUUCACUGUUCAGUGGAAUAUUCACUUUCAGAGCAAACUUUUUUUUUUUUCCUGGAAAGGAUCUAGUGACAUUUUCUUCCCUUAAAGUUUUGUGUCUGUUUUCUUUUACAUCUUGUUGCAUAACUCCUGAUUCUGCCAUAUGCCCAUCUCCCUCAAUACCUUAGUGUACAAAAUGAGGCCAAGCCCUGCAAUUUAUUUUUUUUAAUGGCCUCUUUUCUAUUUUUCUUUUUUUUUCCCUAAAUGACCACUGAAUAGGAUGUUCAGUAGUGUUUGAGGAGAAAAGUACGAGAGUUAGGGCAGAUUUUAGCUGUAGUCCAGUGGCAUUCUCAGAUCUGAACAUGUGCAUAGCACAGUGGUGUUUCUCACGUGGCAAAAAGACUAUUACAAUACAUCUUAAUGGGACUCCAGAAAGAAUCACUCAUGGAUUUCUUUACAUGUUUUUAGGCUUGAUAUCUCUUAAAUAUCUAACAAUGUCCAGUUACAAUGAUGAGACUGAAACUGUACAUAAAUAGUAAGAGAUACUUGGUUUAUACAGCUGUUAAAGGCUGGGAGGAGUUGAUGGGAGGAGUGUUUGUUUCGGCAGGCAGUGGUAAAGAAAUAAAAGAUUUACAAUAAAGUUGUAAAAAGUUAGAUCUGAAAGAAUCACAUUAACAAGAAAACCAGGAUUUAGAAGUGAGAGAAUAAAAAUAUAUUGAUGUGUUCAGGAAAAAAAAACAACAAAAACAGCAAGAUAACAAUGGAGACAAAGAUUUUGCUACAAGAGUCUGUGGUUAGAAUGAUUCAUUGGUCCUUUCCAGUUUUAAUCUCCUAUUAUGCACUUUAAAUAUGGGUCAUGCCGAGACUUAUGAUAGCAGCUUCUCAGGAGCAAGCAGCUUUGCUUCAAUUUGCAUGUGCUUGAAAUCACCAAACGUUGGAACUGCUGUACUUAGAACUUUAUCACUGGGUUGUUGAGUAUAAAUUGCUGCUUAAGUUCACUGGAAGCAAAUAUCUCCAGUCAAUCAGAUUUAUUCCCAGGAAUAAAAGGCAAGGUGGAAGCGGAGGUGGAGUCCAUAUAUAAGGUUGGUGGAAGUGAUAAAUACUGCCUUCAGCCAUAGACGGUGGAAAACAAGUCCAGGAUCUUCUGAUACUUUACAGAUUAAUAGAGAAGUAAUGAAGAAGACUCCUCUGGGCAGUUUUAUUUUCACUUCAUCCUGCAGAACUUGGUGCCACUGCUCAGAAUUUCAAUGUAUUUUGAAACAUUUAACUUCCAUUCUGCACCCACAUGCUGAUGGACACAAACAUGCAGGGCACAAGCAGUGCUAAUAUGCGGCCCUCCCAGUAACAGUCCCAUAUGUGAAUUAAUAUGGGCAAUCACAGAUAGUCUGUGCAAGAAAGGCUGAUUGUGUAUAAAGAUCCAGAUCAAGCUCACAGGUUCACUUGGGAAUAACACAAUGAAUAUUUUCCCUGUGAAUUCAGGAAAAAAAAAAAGGAGCUAUAGGGGAAGGCUAUAUCUAAUAAUUUCUUUUCUCCUCAUCCUCUUGGCAUUACCCUCAGUGUUUUCUUACUCCAAAUCCUAAUUGAAGGAUUUUCCCAUUGAUCAGAAUUUGAACUAGAGGCCGUGCUUUUGAAUCAAUAGUGUUUGAAAAGAUGGUCUUUAUUGCUUACCACCUUCACAGAGGGCCUGCCUGUAGGGCUGUCUCAUUUAAAAAUCUGAUUGCAUUCCUCUGCUUGUAACUCUUUCUGUGAACUGUUACUAAUAUGUAUUUUAGAAAGUAGUAAAUAAAAUUUGAGUGAAGCAGGAA
Parus major (Great Tit) is the source of this 6841-nucleotide messenger RNA. RefSeq names its product potassium channel tetramerization domain containing 21 (gene KCTD21). The transcript is spliced from 4 exons. The coding region runs from base 1177 to 1959 and encodes 260 amino acids. The record is from RefSeq and is a predicted model, not a curated record. NCBI's taxonomy places the organism in Eukaryota, Metazoa, Chordata, Aves, Passeriformes, Paridae. Gene Ontology annotation, biological process: protein homooligomerization; ubiquitin-dependent protein catabolic process. Gene Ontology annotation, molecular function: histone deacetylase binding; cullin family protein binding.